AUGUUCUCUGAGAAGGAUCUGAAAGAAUGUGGUAUUAAUGUGAGUAAAGACACUGAGUUCACAGGAAUGAUCGCUGAGAUCUUUAAGAAGGAAGAUGGACUUUAUAAGACAAAGGUCUUCUGCUUUGUGCAUCUGAGUGUUCAAGAGUUUCUCGCUGCAGUGCAUGUGUUCAUCUGCUACCUGAACAAGAACAUGCAGGAGCUUCAGUGGAGUGAGAGAGGACAUCUGGACCUGUUCCUGCGGUUUCUGAUGGGCAUUUCACUGGAAUCCAGUCAGAACCUGCUCCAAGGUCUGAUCACACACACUGAAGACACCACAGAGAGCCUCAGACAAGCUACUGAAUACAUUAAACAAGCACAAAAUAAGUAUGGUAUCUCAGAUGAAGCCUUAGUCAAUCUUUUUUACUGCUUACUUGAGCUCAAGGAUCAUUCAUUAUAUGAGGAAAUCCAGAGUUACCUCCGUUCAGAUGCACAUCCAGGAAGAGACCUCUCAUCUUCAAUGUGCACAGUGUUGACCUACAUACUGCUGAUGUCAGAGAAGGUGCUGGAUGAGUUCAGUCCAAAGAGGUUCACGUCAAAACAAGCAGACCACAAGAGACUCGUUCCAGCUGUGAGAUGCUGCAGAAAAGCCUUAUUUGAUGGCUGUGGUCUUGAUGAAGCAUGCUGUGAAACUGUGUCUUCUGCUCUACAAUCAUCAAACUCUCAUCUGACAGAGCUGGACCUGAGUAACAAUCACCUGCAGGAUUCAGGAGUGAAGCUGCUCUCUGAUGGACUGAAGAGUUCACACUGUCGACUGAACAUAGUGAAGCUGCUCUCUGAUGGACUGAAGAGUUCACACUGUCGACUAAACAUACUGAG
This is a messenger RNA of Sinocyclocheilus rhinocerous, 857 nucleotides long. RefSeq names its product protein NLRC3-like. The annotation marks the transcript as partial. The record is from RefSeq and is a predicted model, not a curated record. Lineage: Eukaryota; Metazoa; Chordata; Actinopteri; Cypriniformes; Cyprinidae. Gene Ontology annotation, molecular function: protein binding. The transcript is spliced from 3 exons.